UUGCGCGGCCCGGGCCGGAAGUCGGCGAGUUCCCGGGCGUGUGUCGGUGUCUGUGUCUCGUAUCGGCGCGCGGCCCGGGACGAUCGCGGGGGAUUCCCGUCCGUAGGCGUCACCACUGUCACCACCAUCACCCACGGAGCCGCUUCCAGAGCGCGGGAGACCCGGCCCUUCGCCGGGCAUUGAAGAUGUUGCCCCUGUCCAUCAAGGACGAUGAAUACAAACCACCCAAGUUCAAUCUGUUGGGCAAGAUCUCGGGCUGGUUUAGGUCGAUCCUGUCGGACAAGACGUCUCGGAACCUGUUCUUCUUCCUGUGCCUGAACCUCUCUUUCGCUUUUGUUGAACUCCUCUACGGCAUCUGGAGCAACUGCUUAGGGCUGAUUUCCGACUCUUUUCACAUGUUUUUCGAUAGCACUGCCAUUUUGGCUGGGUUGGCAGCGUCUGUUAUUUCGAAAUGGAGAGAUAAUGAUGCUUUCUCUUAUGGGUAUGUCAGAGCGGAAGUGCUGGCUGGCUUUGUCAAUGGGCUGUUUUUGAUCUUCACUGCCUUUUUUAUUUUCUCAGAAGGAGUUGAGAGAGCGCUGGCGCCGCCCGACGUGCACCACGAGCGGCUGCUGCUGGUCUCCGUCCUCGGGUUCGUGGUGAACCUGGUGGGGAUAUUCGUGUUCCAGCACGGAGGCCACGGCCACGGGCACUCGCACGGCUCUGGCCAUGAACACAGCCAUUCCCUCUUUAACGGUUCUCUGGACCAGGCCCACGGCCACGGGGACCAUUGCCACGGUCCGGAACUGAAACACGGCGCUGCGCACAGUCACGACCACGCACACAGCCAUGACCAUGGACACUUCCACUCCCACUCGCACGAUGGUCCCUCCUUCAAACAGACAGCAGGACCCAGCAGACAGAUUCUACAAGGUGUGUUCCUGCACAUUCUAGCAGACACGCUGGGGAGCAUCGGGGUGAUCGCGUCCGCCAUCCUGAUGCAGAACUUUGGUCUGAUGAUCGCAGACCCUAUUUGCUCCAUCCUCAUAGCCAUGCUCAUCGUCGUGAGUGUCAUCCCUCUCCUGCGGGAGUCGGUGGGCGUGCUGAUGCAGCGGACGCCGCCGCAGCUGGAGGGCGCCCUGCCGCAGUGCUACCAGCGGGUGCAGCACUUACAAGGAGUCUACAGUUUACAAGAACAGCACUUCUGGACCUUAUGUUCUGACGUGUACGUCGGGACCUUGAAGUUAGUAGUAGCACCUGAUGCUGACACCAGGUGGAUUUUAAGCCAAACACAUAAUAUUUUUACUCAGGCCGGAGUGAGACAGCUUUACGUACAGAUCGACUUCGCAGCCAUGUAAGGAGCGAAAAACUGCUGCUUUGGGGACCGCGUUUUCCUGGUACUGUACAAUCCCGAACGUUGUACCCAGCUUUCCGAGACAGGUCGUCACUACAGCGCCAGCCCCAGAUAGACCAGCACGCCCGGUCAGCACUACGCGGGCGGUCACUGCUGGGGGACCAGGGCGCGGACCCUCCCCUGGACUUGGGUCUGGCCCUGUGCUCUCCCCUCCGCACCAUUGUGAUUUCUGAGAUUCUGGCUUUGUCCCAGGGUGUUGCUUUUUGUUUGUUUCUCCUUUUUCUUUUUUCGUUUCAAAUGUCCUCACGCCACCCCUCCUCUUGGCCAGUAAGAAAUUCAGAUUGUGGGCCUGCAGUUGUCUGGAUCGUCUCCACUGAGGCUGCUGGAAACUGCUGCUCUCAUUCCCACAAAACCAGUGUUCUUAAAAAAAGAGAGAGAGCCGGGAAUCUGUUUUAUAUGUAAUGUCACACUCGCUGACGUUCUUCGGUGUAAUCACAUGUUUGUAAAAUUGUUUGUACCUUGCAAACUUAUGAACCAAACCAUAUUGGGUUUUCAAAGUGCCUUCGCCUCAGAAAGUGUCUGCCAGCACCUAAGGUCAUGUGUGUUUUUCUAAGUGGAUAUUCUGUAAUCUGCACAAAGUAAGACUCUAGUUAGCGGUGUGUACAGUCUGUCUUUCUGUGAACUUCCAGCAGAGGUUUAGAUAUAUGGAAAGUUUCCGUUCAUUGCUUUAUCUCAUCAAAAAAAAUAAAAGGUGAUUUUUUUUUCUUUUUAAAUCAGAUUCAAUAAUUACAUUAAAUUAUUUUGUGAACUGUGUUUUCAAAACUUUGCAAAUGUAUCUGUUUUAGAGAGUUGUUUUGACUUACUCCGCACAUGUGCUAGAUUCCAGAUUUCUACAACAGCUACUGUGUCUGUGACAAACUUUCCCGUGUCUGUCCUUGCUGCUUUCUGUGGGUUCUGGUAAUGAAGGGAGCAGGAUUUUAUGAAUGGCGUGAAGACAGCAGUGAUGGUGACGUGUCACUCUGCUUCUCCAACCUUCCAGUGAUGUCACACGCCAGGCUUGCUUGUGCGGGCCUCACACAGACGUUCCUACGCCGGGACUGUGGACGCACAAGCAAACGUGGGAACAGAACGCCCCCUCACACUGCAUCUCAGGACUCACAAAUAAGUUCACUUCUAGGUUCCUGUGUGUGAAAAGCAGAAUCGCAAUCGGAGAUGACAGGUGCUCGACCAGUCCACUUACACAUUCCGUCUAAUGAGAUGCUGAUGUGGUUGGCGUGUCCAUUGUACUUCCUUCUAUCACGGUGCUUCUUCCCUUGCGACUUAGCAGGUUGCAAACUGCAGGAUGGAAAUGGCUGUUUAAACUGUAGAUUGAGAAGCAGCACUUUCCCACGGAUGCGGCAGACAUUGCUGUUGGUUUUGUCUAAGCUCUAGUGUGUCCUUUUCCCUGUCUCUGACCCAUGAUCUAUGAACGACGCUGUUAGGAGGACUAGACUGCGCCCUUCCUGCCUUUCUAAGCUGCCCGCGGCCACGGGCUGCGGACUGUCCCCUUUCUGCAGACUGAGCAGUAUUUUCAAGUCUCCUGACUGCCAGGCGGUGCCAGCGCUGAGAACCCUGCGGUUGACUGUGCGGAGCCGAAACCAUUGUUGCGCUGUCGGAGGGGAGGUAUACAAGGGCACUUCCUGAGAAUGGCACUGCUGCUCCCGCGUCAGUGUGAGGAGCGGCACUUAGAAGCCUGGCUGGCCUCGGGGGGUAGGUGUAUGCCAGGAAGGACAGCCAGGCGAAGGCGGGGAUUUGGGAUGUGCGCCCUUAGAAACCAAUUGUGCGUGAUUAUAUUGCUAUUUCCCAUCUAGAAUAUCUGCAGUGGCCUGUAAAAGGUACGAGUGCGUUCUGAGGGUCCAGUUCUGCCUUUCGCUGAGCCCUCUGUUCCUCGUGAAGUUUUGUGCAAGUAGUAGCACCAACAACACCCUCAACCGACAGGCACGAGUGUGGCUUUCCCUUCAGUGAGGCAGCGAAUAGGGAGUACUGGUGACGGGAAAGUCUGCUUUGCGCCUGCCACCAGAGGUGGUCGGGUGGCACGAACAGUUAUGCUGGAAUGAAGUGCCUCUAAACGUGUGUGUGCAGUCGGAAGAGAUCAGCGAGAAAAAGCAACCUUUCCUCACUCUUAGGAACUGCUUUGUCUCAUCAGUGUUGUUGACCCAGAUGUAUCGCUAAAGUAGCCCAUUUCACUGAGGAAGACUGCUUGAUUAUUGUUAUAAAAUACACUCAGAAUAUCCCUCUUGUUGGGCUGACCUUUGGGGGGAAUCUCUGAGUAUCUAGUACAACUUUGCCAAUAUUUUAAAAACCAAAAUAUUCUCGGAGGACAAAUUUCUACAGCUCCGGGGACGCUUGCCUUGCCAAGUAAGCUUCCCCACGCGGAAGUAUCCACACUAGUUUUGAGGAAGGGCUACUCUCCUCUCAAGAGGAAGGGCUUGCCCAGCUCUGUGCAGCUCCCUUACCUGGCCGAUCCCUGCGUAGGACGGCUGCGUGUAAAUGUAGCUGCGUGUUCCCCACCGCCAUCCUCACGGUCCCCACACCGUCUUCAGCAGGGGCCUGAGGCACUGGGGUUCCCUCGCUUCCAGGCCUCGGCAUUGAUGCCAGUAACCAAAAUACUGUGACUUCUGUGCACUUUGUAAAGCAGCCAAUCAUUGACCCCAGAUGCAUUGGCUGGAGUCUGCUGAUGUUUUUCCUACUAUAACCCAUUUUAUAGAUUGUUAACAUGAGCAAAAGUAUUUCAUUGCUUCACACAGAAUCUGACAUCUAAGGCGCCUGUCCUUCGAAGCAGUCUGUUCUACCUCUCAUUGUCCAGAUGAGAAUGUCAAGCCCCCAAAAGCUGCCUUUCACUCAAGGUCACAGAGAUGAGUAGCGGCAGAGCCAAUAAAACCUGGGCCUUCUGACUCCAGGUCAAGAGCUUUCUACCCCCCUGUGCCGCCUCCUUACGGGGUAGCUGCCUUUCUGUCAGUGGGACAAACAGCCUUGUAAAUAAAGGCCCUUGCCCUCCAUUUUUGGUAAUGAACGCACUUUAUAAAUGGAGUUUUAGCGUCUUACUUUUCAUACCUAAUUACGAGGUUUAGAAUAGUAUUUCUGUAGUAUCCUUUAUGGAAGAUAAAAUUAAAUAUUUUUACUUUUUUAUUCUUUGUGAAGCCAGUUUCUGAUUACAAAAUGUUUUUUGAUGACAUCUGUGUAUUGGAUGCUUCUAACAUGAGUGGGUUCUGUUAACUUGCCAAGGCUGAGCCAGUGGAAGGAUUGCUUCGUUCUGCUCAGUGUGCAUUCUGGGAACUUGUCCUCUCAGCCUCAGGUCCUGCCUUUCCGCUUGCUCCUCUAGCAGGCGGUCGCUGCAGAGCCUGGGAUCGCCGCACGCUGUUCCCAGAGCCACACACAUUGGGCCUUACAUGUUGUCCAGAACAAAACCGAUGUAAUUCAGGAGGGUAAAAUCCUGAACUCUUACCUGAAUCCCAAAUGCUAAACUGCUACUUUCAAUUCUUCAUAAAAGCAUUACCUUGAGAAAGGUGUUCUUGUUUUCUGUCGCCAUCUUCAAAACAAAUUAUUUCGCCCUGGCGGGAUGGCUCAGUUGGUUAGAGCGUUUUCCAGACACGCCAAGGUUGCAGGUUCGAUCCCCGGUCAGGGCACAUACAGGAGUCAAUCAAUGCAUGCAAAAAUAAGCGGAACAACAAGAAUCGAUGUCUCUCUCCCCCUUCCUCUCUGAAACCAAUCAUUUUCCAAGUCACAGGAUCUCUGGCGAAAAAGGAAAUUAGCCUUUCGGGAACGUGGACUGAAAGUUUUAUUCCUGGGAGACUGUUUCGACCUCAGAAGCCUCAGUGAUGCAGCCUCAGCCACAUUCCAACGGCAAUGACACAGAAAGGUGGGCUCCCACCUUUGCAAAGUGUUCCUGUGCCGGCUCUGGCUGUGGGCUUUUCAUGUGACACAUCCUCCCAUCAUCUCCUGUGCAUAAUUCCUGCCUUUGCCCCUGAACUUCAACUGCAGGCUAAGAAGAACAGCCAGAACUCCUUUAAGCACUUUGAAGCACUUAAAAAGAAAAAAAAGUAAGAAGUGUUGACACUCACUGAGCAAGCUGCUAAAGGGACUGGCCUGAAGACAGCCAGUGAGAGACGCGAGCUCAUGGCUAAGAGACAUGAACGUACCGGAAGUUGCUUUUUGAGAAGUACCAACGUGUUCCAAGUAAGCUUUUCAAAGGACCAACCCUCUUUCAUGAUCAGUAGUAAUCUAUGCUUAAUCAGAUCCCCAGACCCCGAACUGGGCCUGGAUUUACACCCACAUGCGCAGGGGCUGUGGUUAGCUGGUAGGUACUGUAGGUAACAGUGGGUGCCAUGGGCUGGGUUGGGACAAGCAGAAGCAGUCCUAUGCUGUUUAUUUAUUGCACAGCCCAGCUCAGCUCAGCUUCUCUUUGGCAUUUUUGUACAAAGAAGUGACUUUACAUUCCCUUGGGCCCUUUCUUUUUUAAGUAGCUUGGUGAGCUGGUCCUUCAUAACAGAAACCACGGACAGAGAUGUGGGCUAUUAUGCAUGCUGGGCAGGAACUGGGCAGAGGUGGGCCUGGAACCGGCCAGCUGGGCCACCUGGAUUUUGUAUCCAAGUGAGAAAGCACAUCGUCUCCCUUGUUAUAUGGAAAGUUGCCAUGUUCCUAUUGCUUUAAGGACACGUAGAACACAUCAUCUGUUUCAUUCACCCCAGAUGUACUCCCCAACACUUCUCGAGAGAGAGCUUGGAGGUGCCUCCAUAAACACUACCUGCAGUGAUUUAAAUACUCCUGGGAGUUUCCCCGUUUCCCUCUUUUCCUCUCUGGAUUAUAAAUCUUAGAAGAGCUUCCCUGUAUCUCCUCAUUUCCGCCCUCCACAUUGCUGCUGCCCCGGUGACUUCCCCUUCUACUGGUGGAAACAGCUUUAUUUUGAACUUGAGUAUUUGAAUUUUGUUUAUACAUUGCACAUCCUGCAUUGAUGAGGCUCAGUGAAGAUUCCUGUUAGAACUAGAUGUGUCCCUGGCAAGCGGUUGCCAAGUUAGCCCACUGCUUCUAAGAGCAUCGAAUUCAGUGAUAUUUUUGCCCAUGGGAUAUCAUGCCCCAACAUGUUUGAGUUUGAUUAGUAAACAGAAUGGGCCUUUCUGUCAAAUACUGUGACGGAAACAUUGCCAAAUCCUUUCCUGGUAGUCUCAGUGCCCCACAACACCUGGCCUCCUGUCUUGGGCGGCCUCCAGACUGGUGGCCACGGUGGAGUUUGGGUUUGGUUCCUUUGGUGAAGACUGUGGCCUGAACACAUUUCUGAGCAAACGUUUGCGUGCAAGGCGAGGCUGGAAUGUCAGUUUCAAAGACUGUCGUAAAUUGGUUUCCAUGUGCGGAAGUGAGUUCAGUACCAUGAGCCUGUAACGUAGAUUCGCUUUCUGUUAUCUGAAGACAUUCAUGUGUAUGUUUUGUUUAACCUCAGAUGUAUUUAAUACGAAUAAACAACUAUAUCAAACUUCUAAUAAAAUUUGUUUAAAAAUCUA
Molecule: messenger RNA, 6864 nt
Organism: Myotis daubentonii (Daubenton's bat)
Lineage: Eukaryota; Metazoa; Chordata; Mammalia; Chiroptera; Vespertilionidae
Gene: SLC30A7
Product: solute carrier family 30 member 7
Biological process (GO): intracellular zinc ion homeostasis; zinc ion import into Golgi lumen
Cellular component (GO): membrane; cytoplasmic vesicle; Golgi apparatus
Molecular function (GO): zinc ion transmembrane transporter activity
Source: RefSeq, a predicted model, not a curated record